This is a messenger RNA of Aspergillus nomiae NRRL 13137, 993 nucleotides long. RefSeq lists its product as uncharacterized. Bases 1 to 993 code for a protein of 330 amino acids. The transcript has 3 exons. The record is from RefSeq and is a predicted model, not a curated record. Gene Ontology annotation, cellular component: fungal-type vacuole membrane. Lineage: Eukaryota; Fungi; Ascomycota; Eurotiomycetes; Eurotiales; Aspergillaceae.
AUGGCGACCAAACAACCUGAACAGCUUUCUGCUGCUGCUACUCCUGAGCCACCCAAUGGGGGUCUGGCGGCCUGGGCGGGCGUGUUUGCUUCCUUUCGUCUCAGCGCCCCGUCUCGUAUCGCAUGGGUGGGCACCAUCCAGGCCUUCUGCCUCGUCUCCACGGGGGUUAUUGCCGGGCCCCUGUUCGACCGGGGAUACCUGCAUCAUCGGAUGAUCGCUGGUUGUUUCUUGACUACCUUAGGGUUGAUGAUGCUGAGCCUGUCCACUGAGUACUACCAAAUCUUUCUCUCGCAGGGGAUCUACAGUGGCUUGGGCAGUGGGUUGAUUUAUGUUCCUGCCCUGUCGCUCGUUUCCACCUUUUUCACUACGCGCCGUGGCCUUGCGGCCCCGCUCCGCCAGAUCAUCCACUGGCAUGCGAUGAAGGAGUGGCACUUUAACGCCUACGGGAUCGCCAAUUUCCUCAUCUUCAUGGCAUAUUUCAUCCCGAUCUUCUACGUGCCGACCUUCGCCCAGACGGCCCUGCACGCAUCCACGGCACUAAGCUUCUACAUGGUGUUGAUCCUUAACGCUGGCUCGGCCAUCGGCCGCAUUGGGUCGUCCCUGCUGACCUAUUGUCUCGGAGCAAGCCACAUUCUCCUGGUCAGCGUUAUUGCCUCGGCUGUGCUCCUCUUCGGAUGGACGGGUAUCCACUCGGCUGCCAGCUUUGUGGUCUUCUGUGUUUUCUUUGGGAUAUUCUCCGGAGUGUUGAUCUCGGCCAAUCCGCGGGCCAUCGCUCACCCGAUUGUCUCGCCGACCCUCGGUCAUUGGCACCCGCAUGGGCAUGCAGUGGUUUGCUACCAGUCUCGGCGUGCUGAUCGGAGCACCAAUUGGGGGAAUCCUCGAAGGCCACGGAGGAAGCGAUGGCUUUUUAGGGCUGCAGCUGUUCAGUGCAGUGGGGAUGAUUGUGGGUGCAGUCUUUCUACUGGUCCCGACGAUGGCGAUUUGGCGAUAUGA